Aricia agestis (brown argus) is the source of this 2375-nucleotide messenger RNA. RefSeq names its product amidophosphoribosyltransferase-like. NCBI's taxonomy places the organism in Eukaryota, Metazoa, Arthropoda, Insecta, Lepidoptera, Lycaenidae. Gene Ontology annotation, biological process: purine nucleotide biosynthetic process; purine nucleobase biosynthetic process. The record is from RefSeq and is a predicted model, not a curated record. The coding region runs from base 153 to 1859 and encodes 568 amino acids. Gene Ontology annotation, molecular function: amidophosphoribosyltransferase activity. The transcript has 14 exons.
CGCACGCGCAGAGUUCUUUCAAUUCAAAAUCGAAUAAUGAAGCAGCUUUCAAUUAUUUCUUGAUUCUUGUCGCUACAUUGCACUACGGCGAGAAAUAACACCGCUUUUUGUAUUUACUUUUUGUUUGUUGUGAACUUCAUCCUUGUUAGAACAUGGAGGGUCCAACCGGACCAUCACCAUGUGGAGCGGGAAACAUGACUGAGGCUAUGGAGAGCCUGUCAGUGGAUGGGUGUCAGAGUGACAGCUGCCAAUGUGACAGACUACAGGGCAAAGUGAAAGUAAACAGCAAGAGGUACGGCCGAGGAGCCGUGGAAUCAGGCCUGACACACGAGUGCGGCGUGUUCGGCGCGAUCGGGCUGGGCGAGUGGCCGACGCAGGUCGACGUAGCACAAGUCAUAUGCUUAGGAUUAGUCGCUUUACAACACAGAGGCCAAGAGUCAGCGGGCAUCGUGACGUCGGAGGGCAAGUCCGCGCGCACGUUCAACUCGCACAAGGGCAUGGGCCUCAUCAACAACAUAUUCAACGAUGACGCCAUGAAGAAACUCAAGGGGAACCUCGGGAUUGGACACACCAGAUACUCGACGUCGGCGGCGAGCGAGGAGGUGAACUGUCAGCCGUUCGUGGUGCACACCGCGCACGGCGCGCUCGCUGUCGCACACAACGGUGAACUGGUCAACUGCAGCAGUCUGAGAAAGAUGGUGCUGGGUCGCGGCGUGGGUCUGUCGACGCACUCGGACUCGGAGCUGAUAACGCAGGCGCUGUGCCUCAACCCGCCGGAGGGUGAGACCGACGGCCCGGACUGGCCCGCGCGCAUCAACCACCUCAUGAGGUUGGCUCCGUUGAGUUACUCGCUGGUGAUAAUGUUGAAGGACAAAAUCUACGCGGUGCGAGACCCCUACGGCAACCGCCCGCUCUGCCUAGGCAAGAUCCUGCCGAUGGGAUCCUCGUAUGCCUACAAAACGUCUUCGAAGCAGCAUGCUGAGGUCCUGAUGAACGGCUGUGCUAAGAACGGAGUUGACGACAGGCCUGAGGGAUGGGUGGUGUCCUCCGAAUCAUGUGGCUUCCUCUCUAUUGGCGCUCGGUACGUCCGCGAGGUGUUGCCGGGCGAGAUCGUGGAGAUGUCUCGUCACGGCGUCCGCACCGUCGACGUGGUGGAGCGGCCGGCGGACAAGCAGCAGGCCUUCUGCAUCUUCGAGUAUGUCUACUUCGCGAGAGCUGACAGUAUUUUUGAGGGUCAAAUGGUGUACAGCGCGCGUCUGCAGUGCGGGCGCAUGUUGGCGCGCGAGUCGCCCGUCGACGCCGACAUCGUGUCCUCCGUGCCCGAGUCCGGCACCGCCGCCGCGCACGGCUACGCACGACAGUCCGGUAUACCAUUCAUGGAAGUCCUGUGCAAGAACCGCUACGUCGGGCGUACGUUCAUCCAGCCGUCGACGCGUCUACGUCAGUUGGGCGUGGCCAAGAAGUUCGGCGCGCUCAGCGAGAACGUCCGCGGCAAGCGUAUAGUGCUGAUAGAUGAUUCGAUCGUGCGGGGGAACACUAUUGGACCGAUUAUCAAGCUGCUGCGAGAUGCUGGGGCUGCUGAGGUCCACAUCCGCAUCGCGUCCCCGCCGCUGAAGUACCCGUGCUACAUGGGCAUCAACAUCCCCACGCGCGAGGAGCUCAUUGCCAACAAGAUGGACGCCUUCAAGCUCGCCGAGCACGUCGGCGCCGACAGUCUCGAAUAUUUAAGCGUGGAGGGUCUGGUGAGCGCGAUCCACUACAACAUGAAGGCGACACCUAGCGACGGCGUGGGCGGGCACUGCACCGCCUGCCUCACCGGGGAAUACCCCGGCGGCCUGCCCGACGACGCUGACUGGUGAUCACCACGUGACGUGACCACGGGCGAGAUGGCCAGGGUCUCAGAUGUGGCCUCGGGUCAGUAGCGAUCAAAAUUGACCACAAGUCCAGAGAUGACCAUGGCUCAGAUCACAACCACUGAAUAUCGAUAGCUUUGAAAUGAUCACGGCUUUGAUUUUCAUUAUUCGCAAUUAUUCCAGAUCGACUCGGAUUUAAAAACUUACAUUCCUAUUGGUCAACGCUGCCUAGCGUAGCGAGUGUACAAAUUAUUAGCUAAUCCGAGUCGAAUUACAAGUCGUGAACCAGGUCCCUGAUGACUACGGAGCACAGAGAUGUUUCUGCUAUGAUCCCGCGUAAUGCGUGAUCAAAUAUGAUCAUGGAGUACUAUGUGGUCAUCAGAUUCUCGUUAUUGACGUAUUUUUGCUCUCCUAUAAUAACAUAGUAGUUUCUCAGAUAUUUCCACAAAUAGCCUUAUGACUGAAAAUACAUUCCUAAUCUCAGAAACAAGACUGUUGUCUCACGUUAAAUCUUAACAAAAA